Messenger RNA from Trypanosoma grayi, 1230 nucleotides. Its product is annotated as putative CDP-diacylglycerol synthetase. The record is from RefSeq and is a predicted model, not a curated record. NCBI's taxonomy places the organism in Eukaryota, Euglenozoa, Kinetoplastea, Trypanosomatida, Trypanosomatidae. Bases 1 to 1230 code for a protein of 409 amino acids. Gene Ontology annotation, cellular component: endoplasmic reticulum membrane. The transcript has a single exon. Gene Ontology annotation, molecular function: phosphatidate cytidylyltransferase activity.
AUGAAGAGCAACUGCGUCAAACGAGUCCUGUCCCCACUAAAGGGAAGUACGCCACAUCCGGUGAAUGCGACAGCGGCGAAGUCACCGACAAGUGAGGCCCCAGUAAAGCAGAAAAAUUAUAAGGACUUUAUCAACCGGACAAUAUUCACUAUUGCAAUGGCUUAUAUAUUCCUUGGACUGAUUUCAUUAGGUGUUGAAGUGGUCAUCCCUUUUGUCAUUGCUAUUUUUUGUAUGAUGUUCAGCGAGAUCACCAGAAUUAACCAGAGGGUGCGGAAGGAUCGGCAACUUCCAUCGGUGAUGAUAUUAAAGGUGUGGUUUUUCGGAACCACCACAUUUCUUGUUGUGACAAACAGCGUUCGUGAGGCCCUGGUAGCCACGUACCCGUCUCUCUCAACGUACUACAGUAACAUUGGCAUGAUUGCAUUUGGUCUCCUCAUGACUGGUAUCGUGGGCUUUGUGCUAAGCCUAAGAAAGGGCAUGUACCGCUACCAGUUCAUUCAGUUUACAUGGAUAGUGAUGACCUUGAUGUUCAUUGUUAUUCAGGGUGGUAUGCAGUUGAAGAACAUGAUGCGAGGAAUGAUUUGGUUUCUCCUUCCGGUGAGCUGCGUCGUGAACAAUGAUAUUUGGGCAUACGUGUUCGGCAAACUCUUCGGAAAAACGAAGCUGCUGGCGCUUUCUCCAAAGAAGACACUAGAGGGAUUUCUGGGGGCCUUCCUCUUUACAAUGAUAUGGGCCUUCUGGUUCGCCGGCUUUCUCAGUUACUUCCCACAGUUGUACUGCCCAAAGGUUGACUUCCACUCGCCGAUGCGAUGUGAGAAGAACCCCUUGUUUGUGCAGCGCUCCGUGCCUUUACCGUCGUUUGUCCAGAAACUGACGGGAUCCUAUGUGACUACCAUCCAGUCCUCAAAAGCACAACAACACGCGCUGGUGCUCGCCGCAUUCGCAUCGCUCGUGGCUCCCUUUGGUGGCUUUUUUGCCAGCGGUCUGAAGCGCGCGUUUAAGCUUAAGGACUUUGGUGAUCUUAUCCCUGGUCACGGCGGCAUCACAGACCGCAUGGACUGCCAGGGUAUGAUGGGGUUCUUUACAUAUGUGUAUUUGAAAAGCUACGUGUAUUCGGAUUUCAAGUGCCCAUCGCCACAUGAUCUGAAUAGUUGUGCUCUACAGUUGGGUGAUAUGGAGAAACGUAAACUCAUACAACUAUUGACGGAGUCGUUUUCAAGUGAUUCAUAA